Parathielavia appendiculata is the source of this 808-nucleotide messenger RNA. RefSeq lists its product as uncharacterized. Lineage: Eukaryota; Fungi; Ascomycota; Sordariomycetes; Sordariales; Chaetomiaceae. Bases 220 to 465 code for a protein of 81 amino acids. The record is from RefSeq and is a predicted model, not a curated record. The transcript is spliced from 2 exons.
GUUCCAAUCAUGGCAUAGAAGUUAUUCUCAAGCUGUGUUUGGGUGCGGGUGUCCAUAACGGACAUAACCUGUAGAGCCGACCGCUCCAGGUAUCCGGCGACAUCCCAGUCUGUCAUGACGUCUUCAAACCAGUCGAGACGUGAAUAACCGACGCGCUAGGGAAGCGGAAGUAAGAUGAGGGCGUGGCCCAGGUAUGACAGGAACUCGGUGCAGUCAACAAUGGUGCCGUGGGGUGCGUUUUCGCAGGUGAUGAAGCGCCUCUUAGCGUUUACAGCUUCUUGGUAUGUCCAUGCCUGGGUGACCCAGUCCUCCUUCUCAAGCAGGCCGAGGUGUGUCGGCAACAGAUCUCGUCUUUGGCGGAUCUGCUCGAUGGCAGGCUUGCUCGAAGCAAUCAAGGCUGGUACAUUUGGGGACCUGCGCAAGAUCGAAGUCGAUGACCCCAACUUCAAUGCGCCUCAGCAUUGAAUCCAUGUCGCCAUCACGAAUGUAGGCUUUGACAGACACCGUGACAUGUCAUCUUUAAGGAUAAUAUCGUCGGAAGAGGAAGAGGAUGACAGUCUGGGGAAACGACCUGGAAGAAUCUAGAAUCGAUGGAAGAUAUUCCCGAACAGACUAAGGUACGGAUCCGUACAUAGCACGAGGUGCUAUGAUGAGAUUAGGUACCCAAAGGUUUGCUACCUUCACAUUUCAGGCCGGCGAGCUUAUGAACAGCUCGACCCAAGCGAGUCCAGCACAGCUUGAUGCCCCCUGGCGCGGGCGCCCCUUCGCGUUUUCCCCACACCUCUGCUGGCGGCUGGUAGGCUCGGCC